Molecule: messenger RNA, 1806 nt
Organism: Trichobilharzia regenti
Lineage: Eukaryota; Metazoa; Platyhelminthes; Trematoda; Strigeidida; Schistosomatidae
Source: the annotation of a GenBank genome assembly
AUGGUUAAAGGAAAAUUUCAGACAUACUUUCCGUUUGAAAAGGAUUCUAUGACAUAUAGCUGCCUACAUUGUCGCGCUCAUCUUGCUCGUCAUGACGAUCUUAUUAGUAAAUCUUUUCAGGGGAGUCAAGGUCGUGCUUACCUAUUUAAUCAGGCUGUAAAUGUUCGCUGUGCUGAAGCUAAACAACGCGUCUUAUUAACUGGAUUACAUUUUGUAGCUGAUAUAUUUUGUGCAUGUUGUGAUACAGCACUUGGUUGGAAGUAUGAACGUGCUUUUGAACCAAGUCAACGAUAUAAAGAAGGCAAAGUAAUUAUUGAGCUAGUACAUUUAUAUAAAGAUAAUAGUUGGGAUGCUGAAUGGUUGUAUCCAUUGUAUCCAGCUACGACUUCUACAACUACCAGUAGUGCUAUUUACACUACUAAUUCGAAUAAAACAAAAGUCACAUCUGUAAAUUGUAAAAAAUCGCAUUCAGUCAGUGUGAGUGAUUAUGAAAGUGGAAAAUUUCAGUCAUCAUCUCUACGGUCUUCACAGAUUCCUGUAUGUAAAUCUUUAUCAUCAACUACUACUGACGGUGGCGGUAUAUUCGAGUCGUCGACAACAGAUUUAAUUGAUGUAAGUGAUUCAUACACAAAUUUCGGUCAUCGUCAACGACAUCAACACCAACAUCAUCAUGCCCAUUCUCAUUCUCAUCAUCCUACAUCACACAGUCAUCAUCACCAUCAUCAUAAGCAUCAUUAUCACCAUUCGAAUUCGUCAUCUAUCUCUUCAUCUACCUCCACAACAGCCUCAUCGUCAUCUUCUGUUCACACACAACAAUCAUCGUAUAACGAUUCAUUAUCAUAUCGUCUGAGUUCAUCGUUGAAUGCAACUGGUUGGGCGUUUCGUAUACCGCCUACAGCAACAUCAUCACAUAAAGGCAGUCAUAGUUAUUGUGAGAGUAGUGGUCAUGGUAACAGAAAUAAUACAUGCUUGUUAGAUUUAUCUGAUUCAGGACGUGUUAGUGAUUAUCAUCGGAAUUCUGCAUCAACAUCAAUAACUGAUAAUAACAAUAAUACUAAUAGUAUGGGACAUUUAAAUCCUGUUUGUUCUAUUGAUAAUAAUAAUAAUAACAAUGAUAGUAUUAAUAAUGACAAUAAUAAUGAUGAUAGUGGUCUUGAAAAUAAUGAUAAUGUUACAUCAGAAAGUGUAUAUACUACUGCAACUGAUAAUAGCUGUAAUCCCAAUACUAGCAAUAAUAAUAAUAACGCCAGUCAAAUCAUCAUAAUGAAUGAUAAUAACAGUGAUAAAAAUUAUAAAGAUCAUGAGAUGUUUACAAAGUCAAAAUCACUCACUCCUAUUAAUACGAAACUGUCUUCUGAAGGUCAGCCAAGUAUUAUAACUAAUACUAACAUCCCUACGGCUAGUACUACUAACAAUAAUAAUAAUAGUAACAAUAAUGGUAGUACAUCUGGAUAUAGUCGACUCGAAGGAAAAUCAUCUGAAAUGUCUACUGUUGACAUGAAUACUGGUAAUAGGAACAAUCGUAUACCAAUGGAUGAUAUAUGCUUAAGAAAAUUAUCUCAGUUUUCAACUCCACAAGCUAGACGAAUUUCAAAAAUUAAUCCAUCAAAUCUACGUGUUACAAUCACAUCUAGUUUAGGUAAACGUGGUCGUAAACGAUCAAGACAUCGACGUCGAGCUUCAUCGGCAUCACCAUCAAGAGAUUUUCUUCUAUCCACUGGCUCUGAAGAUGAAGAAACCGAUGAUAUACCUGAAUUAAGCGAUUUCAGUCAUCAAUCGCACAAUGUUGUACAAGUACAACAAUAA